Messenger RNA from Aphis gossypii (cotton aphid), 5488 nucleotides. RefSeq names its product AT-rich interactive domain-containing protein 3A. The coding region runs from base 602 to 3022 and encodes 806 amino acids. The record is from RefSeq and is a predicted model, not a curated record. Gene Ontology annotation, biological process: regulation of transcription by RNA polymerase II. Gene Ontology annotation, cellular component: nucleus. NCBI's taxonomy places the organism in Eukaryota, Metazoa, Arthropoda, Insecta, Hemiptera, Aphididae. The transcript has 10 exons. Gene Ontology annotation, molecular function: DNA binding.
CUGACUCGUCGCGCGCGCGCACACACGCACACGAACACCGUUCGCGGAUUUGCACCGCGAGUUGUACCGUCUUACAGACAGUCGUCGCACACGACAUCGUCGAAUAUAAUAAUAUUGUAAUCGUCGUAGCUUCGCCGUGCGAUUUUUUUUUUUUGAUUUGUUUAAUUUUGAAAAUCGUUUUGUUUCGUUUUGUGCGUUUUCGAUAUAAUAUUUUCCGUCUACGUAUACCUAAUAAUAUAUUAUGAUAAUGUACUACCGCCGACGAGUGUCGUUGUUCUCGUGGUCGUCGCGGCCGUCGACGCUGCCGUCUUGUUCCGAUCGCGUCGCAAUCGCCGUUUCCGGUCAAUAAUAAAUAGUUAUACUGCUGCAGGUGUAUUAUAUUAUUAUAUACCUCGUACCCGUAACACCGUAUAGAUUUAGUAUCGGCUGUAGUAGCCGGUAAUAUCAUCACGUCACAUACACAACACGUCGUACAAUAAACCGCCGCCGCCGCCCUUAGUGGACCGGAUGUGAUUACUCAUUCAAAAUUGGCCGUGUUAAGCAGAACCCCGUCCGUGUAGCAGCCACCGGCGAGACCAACUCGUUGGACUCGCACAAGGAUAUGCUGAAUAGUGAACCGUCGUCUGAGUUAGACAAGCAGCAACAGCGCAACUCGCAGACAGAACAAGUGAAGAUGGCCGCCACUGAAGCCGGAAGCCCGAGACGACUGGGACUCAAUCUCAAUCUUAGCGUACAGCCGCACGCUGCCGCAUAUCACUGGCCACACUCGACAGUGGCCGAAGACACGUCACCAUCCCGGUCUAAGGGCUGCACGGACGACGAUGACGACGAAGAUGACGAAGACGAUCGUGACAUGGACGACCGUGAUAUGGAUGACGAUGACAUUAUGAUGGACUGUCGGCAAGACGAGGAUUGCUCGCCCGAGGACGAGCAAGACAUUUUGGAAAUGCAGCGAGAGGAACGCGAAACCCUCAACCAGCUCGCCAGACAGUUGGCGUCCGGUUCGCGACUUAUCACUCCCAUGCUCCAACAUCUAGUGUAUCAACACCCAGGGUUGUCCGUACAACCGUCGCCGAUACACCAGCAACAACUGCAACAACAGCCGUCCUCCGUGGCCGUGUCAUUGACAACGGCCGCGCUCAACAGACACGCGACAGCGGCCGCUGCUGACCUGUCGCCCAAGUCCAGCCACUCGGGCGACGUGCCAAUGUCCGGCGGUCGUUCUACCGAAGUCCAGUCACCGUCCGCGGCCCGUAAUAAUGAGGCGCAGUCAUGGACGUUCGAAGAGCAGUUCCGACAGUUAUACUCGGCCGGCAGCGAAUCCGACAGACGGACCUUUCUAGACUCACUGUUCAGUUUUAUGCAAGAACAAGGAACUCCAAUUAGCCGUCUACCUAUCAUGGCCAAACGUGUGUUAGAUCUGUACACCCUGUACAAGUUGGUUGUCCAGAGAGGUGGUAUCGUCGCGGUCAUCACCAAAAAAUUGUGGCAAGAGAUCAUCCGAGGCCUGGGAUUACCCCCUUCUAUAACGAGUGCCGCGUUCACAUUACGCACACAAUACGUUAAAUAUUUGUACGCGUACGAGUCACGAAUGAAUCAGUUCAGUACGUUGGACGAGCUGAACAUGGCUAUAGCGGGCAAUCGGCGCGAGGGCCGGCGGAACAAGUCGCUCAUGUACUCGGACAUGCCGCCACCGCCGCCCGGUCACCCGCACCACCAUCACCACGGUCACCACCAGCAAGUGCACGGCGGUCACCAGCACCCGAUGAUGGGCGGCGGCGGCGGCGCUCCGCCGCAGUCGUCUCCGCAGCAACAACAGCAACAGCAACAACAGCAGCAGCACCAGCAACAGCAACAGCCGCCUUCGUCCCAUCACCAUCACCACUACGCCAACGUGCUGGCCGCCGAGGAUCGGUUCCGGCACCUGGCCGCCGCCAUCAUCGACAAUCACCAUCACGCGGCCGCGGCCGCCGCAGCAGCCGCCGCGGCCGGCGUCGGCGUCGACCACCCCAGACUGCGGAUGCAAUCGUGCAGUCCGCCGCAGCACCAGCAACAGUUGCAACUGCAACCGGAGUGCAAGACGCAGUCCGCUGUCGCGUUGCACCAGACACCCCGAUCGCCGGCCGCCGGACUUCCGCCACCGCCUCCCAUGCCGCCGUCGUCGCUGUUCAACGGCCACCAGCCGCCGUCGUUCCAACACCUCCAUCAACAGCAGCAACAACAACAUCAGUCCAACGCCGUCCAGUCUAACAGCGAGCAGACAAACAAACAGAGAGAACUCCUUAGCAUGCUCAUGUGGAUGGACAUUGUCAGAGCGAACCAAACUGCAAUGCCGAGACUACCCAUUUCAAGUUUGCCAUCCAGUCCGUCGGCUGCUGCUGCCGCGGCGGCGGCCGCUUAUUCGGCGGCCGCGGCGCUGAACCUCACUCCCGCGUACAAAGGACAGCAGCAGAUGUCUGCCGCGGUCGUCGUGCCGGAACAGAGCGAAGCGCUGAACUUGGGCAAAAAGAGGAUGUCGAACAACAACAACAGUGAGGACGAGGACGGCGGCGGCGACCGUCCGGACGACGAGUACGACCGCGGCCGACGCGAAUCGGUUAAACGUAUCAAAACGGAACGGUCUUCGCCGCCGGUCAGCGGUUGUUCCAGCGACGACGAAAAGGCCGCGGCCAAGGCGACGAGCAACGGUAGCCCGUCGCCGCCGCAACCGUCGUCGGCCGCCGCCUCCGACGACGUCGCGUACCGGUCGGACACGACGCGCGACUCGUCGCCGAUCGACGAGGACGUGGUCGAGAUGGACAUCAACACGUCGCCUUCGGCCGGUUUGUCCGGCAACAAUGGCUUGGCGAUUUCCGUAACGCGCAGAACGAAAAAUGGCGUGUACAUGGGUCAACUCACCAAGAACAACGCAUUGAUCAACGGAGGAUUGAACAACAACGCAAAUCCGUUCGUCUUGCACUUGAACGGAGAUCUAUACACCGGACAAUUACAAUUGCAACAGCAGCAGAUGGCCAACAACUGAAGACGCGAUAUUUCUCUCGCACCGGCCAUCGGCGAAGUGCUCGCGUGCAAAAAAUGAUAAAUUCGUCUGAUUUAGAAAUACUAUGCCUAUAUAAUACACAUAUUAUUAUAAUUUAUACUGUGUAAUUUUAAUAUAAUUUUGACGUCGAAAUAAAGAGACAUACCACGCCCAUUGCCUAUACCUACACAUCAUAAUAUAAUAACGGUAUAGGUACACUGCGGCGCAUUGGCUGACUCAAAGACGAAAAAUAUAUUUAUUUUUUCUUUGCUAAUAUCUUUUGACUGAUUUUAUAUUUGGUGUUAAUAUUUCGAUAGCACAUUAUAGAAAAAAUGUUCCGUUUACUAAAUAUCGAAUUGUAUUCGUUAUCGUAGGUGUUAUUGUAUUAUGUCGAUCGGUAACCGUAGUAUUACGUCACACUCGCGUUUUUUCAAAAAUAUUGUCAUAUAUUAGUAUUCAAUGUAAUGUAAUUCGUUUUCAGUUUAGUUCGAAUAAUACUUUUCUACUAAAACGUUUUUGUAUACGCGUUUGGGUUUGAGAUAAAUAGGAAGUUUGAUAUUUACACACUGUAUGAUUCAAUAUUAUAUAAACAAAUUGAAAAAAAAAAUAAAAAGUUUGUGUAUGUAUAUUCAGUAGCAUAAUAUAUUCAGUGUAUAGUGUAGUUAUUUUGAAGUUUAUUGUACGACUUGUGUUUCGUCAAAAGUUUCUUUUUAUAGAUUGAUAAUAAUUGUAUUACACAUUUAUACGAUCUCGUCGGAUUGUAUAUGUAUGUCUGUGUGUGUGUGCGUGCUUAUGUAUAUGUUUGUGUGUGUAAAAGUAUAUAUUGCGUAUAAAUAUAUUAGAACGCGUAAACCGAAAUCGGAAGGGUUUGGAAAGACUUUUUGUACAUAAAAAAUUCAAUUGUAAAAGUUUUUUUUUUUGUCGAAUCAAUUUUGGUCAGCUGUAAGGUUUGUCUGUGACAGCAAUAAGACCUAAAUAAGAAAAAAAACAUUUACUGAAUCAUAAAAUAGGAUUUCGUUAAAAAAUAAACGAAAUUCAACAGUCGUUCGGCUUCUCGUGAUUUUGUACAUUAUAUAGGUACCUACACAUAGUAUUACGUAAUAUAACUAUAUAUUCAAAACCAUAUGUACAUAUAAUAAUAUAAUAAUAUUAUUAAAACUACAUUAUACGAUAUGAUUACAAUGUCGUGUACGUUAAAUUUACUAUUGAGUGGUUUUUAGCUAUAUAAGUAUAGAAAUUGAUCGAUUUAUCGUGUGUCUAGUGUAUUAUUCGGUUUAAGUAUAGAGCUAGCUUUUUUUUUCUCUCUCGGUAGGCCCUAUGUUAAGAUGUAUAAUUAUAAGUAAUAACUAAUUAUAAUAUGAACACUAACGGGUGUGACGAAUACACGACAUGUAUAAUAUUAAUAAAUAUAAGACAUUUUUAGUUAAAUAUAAUAUUAUAUUAUGUGCUCGUGGGCAACGAGAUCUCAUGUUCAAACGAAUAAAAAUAUCGUCGUGCUGUAUACGUAUUAAGGCGCUACUAUGUCGUGUUUUUUUUUUUUUUUAUAAAGAUUGCUGUACUUGCAUAGAGAUAAUUUUUAUUUAUUGACUUCGAAAAAUUAAUGUAGUAUACACGCAUAAAACAAUAAUCGGUAUAUCCUAAAACCGUCGUCUUCAACAAGAUGGCGUGUGCAUGACCCUUAAUCGAAAUGUAUUACCUUAUCCAAGACACACUUUAUUGCUGCCCAUAUUAUACAUAGUUUUAUAUAAUAUAUAGUAUUAGUGUGUACAUUUUAUUAUUAUAUUAAUCAAUUUAUAUACUAUUAUUAUCGUAUCAUUGUAAUUUUGUAUUAUAUUAUAAUAUAUUAUAUGAUACAAAUUUAAUAUCUGCGUUUAUUAUCAUUAGGUACUUAAUAUAAUAUAGGUAUGUGUUAAUUAUUAUUUAUUUAUACAUUUAUUGUCAUUUAUUUUUUUAUCAUUCAAAUUCAUGUACAAUACUAUUACUACGAUUUAAAGCCGUCGCAGGAUAAAAUAGCUAAUAAAUAUUUUAAUGAAUCAAUACUAUUACGAUAUUAUUAUAAUUCAUGAUAAACGUAUCUACGUAUACCUAUGCACAUCGAUUGUAGUAACAAAUAAUACAUUAUCAUUAAACGAUUUGUCCUCAUUACAUAAAAUUAUUUUCAAAUGUUAUCAUAUUAUUCAUGUUGCAUAGUAUACAUUUUAAAUAAUUGUUUAGUGCCGCAACGAUGUAGAAAAUUAUUGCUGAAAGGAGUUGGAGGUAUGGGAAGCGAUUAUAAUAUAUUCCCGAAUCUCAUCUAUCGACUAACUCAUCCGGCUCUUCGUUAUUAUGACGGUUUUUGUUUUGUUUAAAUUAUUAUAGACUAGGAUAAAAUAUCAUAUUCAAUUUGUAUUAUACCGUGUAACGCAGUUAAUAUUAUUAACAUUUUGAUGUACUGAAAUUUAAAUUUAAAUAUACUAUAUAUAGAAACAA